UGGAAUCUUCCCACCUGACCCUUCUUGUCCCGUACAAAACAACAACACCGCCAGCAUAACCACCAUCCAGACCUGCUCUUACAGGAUCAACGUGUCCUCUGUGAUAUCUUCCGCCCCGUCUCAGUCUCGAGCUCAGUUUCCUCCCACCAGCUCCUCCCACCAGCUCCAGUUACCGUAACUCUAGCACAAUGGCUCCCCCGCCACCGGCGAGUAUGCCUCUGACGCAACGUCUCUUGACUGUUGCGCAGACCCUCCAGUUUGCCUGGUUCAUCGGGCACCUCACCCUGAUCUUCUGCAUGUUCCGAUACUCCCUAUCCUGGGUGCGAUUCAACUACUACACCCGCAUGGCCCAAUUUUCUUAUCGUCUCGCCUUCAUUGCCGCCGCCGCUACCUAUGGAAUCGUUGUCUACAAGACCCUACGCGCUCGAGCCAAGGCCGGCAUGAAGCUCACCCCUCAGGUCGCCUUGUCGCUCGUAGCUGAUGAGAAUGUUCAAUAUCUGCUCCUGGCCCUUGUCUGGCUCUUCUCUGGCCAGCUCUUCGUGGCCAUGCUGCCCUAUGGCGUUUACUCCAUCUUCCACUUCGCGACUUACACCCGCUCUACUGUCAUCCCGACCAUCGUCCCUCCCACCCAGACCGCCCCGGCCGAUGGCGCUUCUCCCAACGCCAAGCCGCAGUUCAAGAACCACCCCAUUGCUGACGCCAUCGGCAACUUCGUCAAGGAGUACUACGACCUGUCCAUGUCUGUCGUCGCCGGUCUCGAGGUCUUGAUCUGGAUCAGGCUGCUGGGCUCGGCCAUCCUCUUCCAGCACAGGAGCUGGAUCAUGCUCGCAAUCUACACUGCCUUCCUGCGCGCUCGCUUCAGCCAGAGUGCCCACGUCCAGAACUCCCUCGCCAACCUUGAGGCCAGGAUUGAUAACCAGGUCGGAGCCCAGGGAACCCCCCCAGUGGCCAGACAGAUCUGGGACGGUGUCAAGGGCGGUGUGAGGCAGUUUCACUCGGCCACCGACCUGACCAAAUACGGUCCUGGCGCCGCCGCCCCCAAGAAGACUUCCUAA
Molecule: messenger RNA, 1055 nt
Organism: Cryphonectria parasitica EP155
Lineage: Eukaryota; Fungi; Ascomycota; Sordariomycetes; Diaporthales; Cryphonectriaceae
Exons: 4
Coding region: 189-1055 (288 amino acids)
Biological process (GO): membrane organization; endoplasmic reticulum tubular network organization
Cellular component (GO): endoplasmic reticulum; membrane
Source: RefSeq, a predicted model, not a curated record